Molecule: messenger RNA, 1557 nt
Organism: Anolis carolinensis (green anole)
Lineage: Eukaryota; Metazoa; Chordata; Lepidosauria; Squamata; Anolidae
Gene: emd
Product: emerin
Exons: 9
Coding region: 81-1187 (368 amino acids)
Biological process (GO): negative regulation of canonical Wnt signaling pathway
Cellular component (GO): nuclear envelope; spindle; nuclear inner membrane
Molecular function (GO): cadherin binding; actin binding; beta-tubulin binding
Source: RefSeq, a predicted model, not a curated record
CGAUACAGGUCAAGACUCGGAGGUCGAAAAGUCUAAUUCCAAAGUCUACAGAUGGGUCCCAGAACCCAUUGAGAGGGCUGAUGGAGAUGACGGACUUGCUCAUUGAGGAGGCUGAGAUGCAGGCUUCCUCAAGAAAACUAUCAGCCCCAGCUGUAAGAUCUCACUACCCUCAAUGGGCCAGACAUCUGGCAAGUGAUUCACCUCCCCCUCAUCAACAGAAGCACCCAGAACAUCAAACGCUCGACCUUGGCAAAAGAAUGGCGCAAACCGCAGUCCAAGGCUUUCAUUCUGGGAAACCUUGCCUUUCGGAGACACUACAACCAGGUAGCAGCAUGGAAGAAUAUAAAGGUCUGACAGAUAAUGAACUUAUUGCACGUUUGAAGAAGUACAAUAUCUCACAUGGACCUCUUGUUGGAACAACUCGGAAACUUUAUGAAAAGAAAGUCUACGAAUACGAGAAAGAACGAAAACCACUGUCUUCAUAUCGAGAGUCAGGGUCCUACACAGAGCCAAGUAGCACCAGUGAAAGCUACGUACGAGAGACUUUUGUGAGUCCACGGAGCAGGGAAACUCUCAGCUAUGGACGAGAAGCUCUUGGCUCUGGAAGGGUUUAUGUCAGAGAAAACUAUGACUCUCCAAGAACUGAGGAAUAUUACUCUUAUAGAAAUGAAGAUUCCAGUCCCAGCAAGUCCUACCUGAGUCAUAAUUAUGGUUUGUCCCAUAAUGAAGAACAGUCCAGCUAUGCUCCAAAAGAUUGGGACAUCAAUUCUUCGGAGACUUCAACAUCUUUCUACCGCCAGUCUGCAUCAUCAUUAAGCAGUGAUGUUCUUCCAGGGUCAGUGAGUGCCCGCCAACCGAUUGCAGAGCCAUAUCCCUACAGUUCCAGUCGGCAUGAUCUGUCAACUGAGAGGGACAGCAGUUCAUACCAGAGCGUCUUCCAACGGAAAUCAUCUGGUCUGUCCUCUCUGGGUGUAGAGCCACGUCGUGCCAUCCACCCUGAGCGCCAGGCCCAAACAGCAGCAGCAGCAGCAAAGGCUUCAGAUAGAAGUGCAGGCACCAAGCGCUACUUACCCCUCUGGCUCCAGCUCCUGGUCUUUAUUCUGCUGGCUGGCUUCUUGGCCUUUGUCUACUUCUACCUGCAAGAUGGUGCUAAUGACAACCCUUUUGCAAAAUAUUUUAAGCAGUGAGUCCUUGAAGCCUCAGGCACGUUGUAUGUUCCAAUGAGCCUGGAAUAUUUUAUAGUAUUUCUUAAACCCCAAAGUGAAAUGGUGUAUUGGGGUUAGGGGUGCGUGAGGGCAUCUCACUAACUUCUCUGAAUUAUGGCAGCUCCCCACCCUUCUCCCCAUCCCUUAAAUCACCUAUCGUGGGGCAUUUAAUCAUCUAUUUUUGUAGCUUCUGCUUUAUAAUCAGGGUGUGGGUUGGCAGAAUGGUUGGGGUCCUUUUCCUCCAAAGGAGAUAAGACAUAUAAGAAAGAAGACCAAUGUAGACUAUCAACAGCUUUAAAAUAUAAAUAAUUGUAUGGAAUUUCCAAUAAACUCCACUGAUUUUUUUUCUAAA